Penicillium waksmanii is the source of this 1419-nucleotide messenger RNA. Its product is annotated as serine/threonine-protein kinase. Gene Ontology annotation, molecular function: protein kinase activity; ATP binding. The transcript is spliced from 4 exons. Gene Ontology annotation, biological process: spliceosomal complex assembly; regulation of mRNA processing; protein phosphorylation. Bases 1 to 1419 code for a protein of 472 amino acids. Lineage: Eukaryota; Fungi; Ascomycota; Eurotiomycetes; Eurotiales; Aspergillaceae. The record is from RefSeq and is a predicted model, not a curated record.
AUGUCGAGGGACCAUAAAUGUACCCCAGAGGCCUUGCCCUCCGCUCUUUGGGAACGUCUUUCCAGUUUCUCUCGAAGCUUUGGACUUCCCCAUCACCUACCUCGCCUCCUCCCACACCUGCAUCGGGGGGCCUUAAAAGAUAGCCAGCAGAGAUUCAAAACUAUUACAUUACCCUGUGAGUGGGUGGAGGAUUACCGUCCAGGUGGCUAUCAUCCAGUCGUUCUUGGCGACGUCUUCGAUCAUAAGUACAAGGUCAUCCGGAAGCUUGGCGAGGGCUCCUACUCAACGGUUUGGCUCGCCCGUGACCUGAAUAGAUAUGUCGCUCUCAAGAUCCUUGUGUCCGAAGUCUCGAGAUCGACAACCGAGCCACGGAUCUUACGCCACAUCAUCGAAGUCGCACCAGCAGAAGGGACCAGAUAUGUCACGCGACUGAUAGGCGAGUUCGAACACCGCGGGCCCAAUGGUAUCCACAAGUGCCUAGUGUUUGAGCCCAUGGGUCCGAGUGUGAAUACGAUGGCUGAGGAGCUACCGCAGUUCAAACCUCGCAGGCGAGAAAUGAGAAUACGCUAUCCGCUUUGGAUGGCAAAGAGUAUCCUCAAGCAAUCCUUGCAAGCUCUUGCAUUUCUCCACGAGAAUGGUAUUGCCCAUGGAGACUUUCAGCCGGGAAACAUACUCUUCACUCUGAAUGACAUCAACUUGUUUCCUGAGAACUUGCUCCAGCAAGAGGAAAAUGUGCAAGCCCGGUCGAUUUCGCCCCCGGUACAGAGGCUAGACGGUAAACAAGAUAAAUGGGCUCCUCCAUAUCUUUGCGUUGCGCAGCCAUUGGUGCCAUUAACCUGCUACACCGAAGGGUUCAAGGUUAAAUUAUCCGAUAUGGGCGGAGCAUAUUUUCUUACCGACCCGCCAACAAAGCCUAUUAUUCCACUCGGUCUUCGAGCUCCCGAGUUGAUUCUUACUGGAGCAGUCGACAACACUCUCGAUAUAUGGAGUUUCGGUUGCCUCGUCUUUGAACUUAUCACUGGACAGCCGCUUUUUUGUAUACCUUGCUCGGAGAUGGAAGAUGACGAUCAUCUUCUAUCUCUCACCGCCCAGCUCGGUGCUCUCCCCGUCGAGCUCUUCAAGCAUUGGACGACCUCAUCGCUCUACUUUACGCCCGAGAGGAAGCUCUUUAAUUGUCAGCUUGGAGGAGUCUCUCCAGGAGAGGAACCGCUUAUGGUGGAGCAGACCUCCAUGGAAGAGUCCUUCGAUCGGGCAGGUCCAGGUCUUGGUGAGGAGGAAGCCCAGAAAGUGAAGGCGCUCAUCCGAUGGAUUUUACAAUAUGAUCCCGCGAAGAGACCUUCGCCUACAGAAAUCUUAUCUGACCCAUGGUUCUGCGCGAUUGACGUUGAGAGCGACUCGUCCAAAGCAUCUCUAGUUUAG